AAACGCAGUAGCAUCUAGUCAAUUCAUGGGCCAAUAGAAUGUAAAAGGAAGGGAAAGAAAUACUGGCUAGUGCAGUGGAGCAGAAGGCCAGGAACGGUGUUUUGGCUCCUGGGUUGUCCAACACACGCAGCUCCUGUGACACCUCCAGGACACGUGGCAGGGUAGGAUGGCGGGCAGCCUAUCUGAGGGCGGAGGCACAGAGAAAAACAGUCGCCUUGGGUCUAGGGAGGGCAGAUGGCAGAGGCAGAAGAGCAGAAGCAUUUCCUCCUUCAGCGUCCGAGACGGAAAAGCAAAUCUGCUGGACAAAAAGAACCUCCACGUUUUAUGUGUUCUGUUGUCAGGCGCUUCACGGCGACAGAGCGAUGUCGAAGCCCCCGGACCUGCCAGGCCCACAGGAGGUCACAGAAUAUUUUUGAUCAUGGUCCUGGCAGUGGGAGUGAUGGGCUGUCCGAGGAGCACCCGGGAGACCAGCUGGAUGCAAGCAUGAGCACCAUGGAGCUGCCUGGAGGCCAGCUUCUCACACCCAUGCUGUCUUCUGGCUUGUGGCAUGUCCCUCCUAUCGGGUCUGCUGGCCACCGCUCCCACCUCCUCCGACCCAGUCUCCACUCCAGCCAGAAAGGAGCAUUGCCAGGCACACACCCAACUCCCCCACUUCAGAGAAUCCAUCAUUCUUCCUCCUGCCUUCCAGAAAUUGCUUCGAACUCAAUGUCACUCUGCUCAGAACACCCUCACCAGCAACUCCCCCUUGCCCCCACCGGCCUGCAGGUCCGUGCCUGUCCUCUCCCGUCCCACCCCCUAAGCCAAGUGAGGCUAAGUGUCCUUCCCACGGCAGGCUGGGCCCCCCACCCCCACCCCGGAGCCCUCCCCACAACGUAGCCCAAGCUCCUAAUGUUCGUCUCUGUUCCCAGCUAGACCGAACCUCCACAAAGCACAGUGGUGGUUUUCGUAUCACUAGCCUGGUGCUGACGCCCCAGACCAGGCCUGCCCGUCUUUUGCUCACUCCAAGUCUCCCUCCAGCCAUUAGCGGGGGCAGGGGAGAGGCUCUGGGACUUGGUGCCAGGAUCCUAGCGCUGCUCGGUACUCCCCUCACUCCGUACCUUCAGGCAGGUCACUGUCCCUCUGGGCCUCACUUUCUCUCCCUGCUCUUCUCUUCCCACAAGCUCAGAAGUAAAGCGACCAAAGCAGCUUGAUUGACUGACUCCCUUUUUUUUCCUUUAAGUUGACUUAUUUAUCUUGAGAGAGAGAGAGAGAGAGAGAGGAGAGAGCAGAGAGAGAAUCUCAAGCAGGCCCCCCGCUGCCAGCGCAGAGCCCGACACGGGGCUCGAACUCACAACCGGUGAGACCGUGAUCGGGGCAGAAGUCAAGUGACUGACUGACUCCCUUCGAAAAUGUUAUUUUAGUGUAGUAUCAUGGUAUCUACCACCUUAACAGAUGUCCAAGUGCACAAUACAGUAUUGUUGACUCUA
Messenger RNA from Herpailurus yagouaroundi (jaguarundi), 1466 nucleotides. RefSeq lists its product as uncharacterized. The transcript is spliced from 3 exons. NCBI's taxonomy places the organism in Eukaryota, Metazoa, Chordata, Mammalia, Carnivora, Felidae. Bases 235 to 876 code for a protein of 213 amino acids. The record is from RefSeq and is a predicted model, not a curated record.